Sinocyclocheilus anshuiensis is the source of this 5217-nucleotide messenger RNA. Its product is annotated as A disintegrin and metalloproteinase with thrombospondin motifs 9-like. NCBI's taxonomy places the organism in Eukaryota, Metazoa, Chordata, Actinopteri, Cypriniformes, Cyprinidae. The transcript has 36 exons. Gene Ontology annotation, biological process: extracellular matrix organization; proteolysis. Gene Ontology annotation, cellular component: extracellular matrix. The coding region runs from base 10 to 5109 and encodes 1699 amino acids. Gene Ontology annotation, molecular function: metalloendopeptidase activity; zinc ion binding. The record is from RefSeq and is a predicted model, not a curated record.
UGGACAAUCAUGGUUUUGUUCUUCUGGGGACUAAGUUUUUUAGUAUUACUCUCUGAUUUUAUGAAUGCAGUAGCUUCAGCAGGGACACCGCGAGGUUCAGAGAAAGCGAAAUUAUCGCAUUUUGGCGCGUAUGAGAUUGUAACUCCGGCCAGAGUGAAUGAAUCCGGUGACAAACUGCCAACAGGCGUGCACUUCAAGAGGAGAAAGCGGAGUACCGACCCAGUAACCGGCAACAUCUCCCAUCAUUGGACCUCUCCGCACGUCUAUUACCAACUAUCUGCCUUUGGGCAGGACUAUUACCUUAAUCUUACACUCGAGUCGGGAUUUAUUGCGCCAGUUUACACUGUCACGAUACUCGGAGCAUCCAGUGAAGGUUAUAAUUCAGAAGAGGGGCAGGAGGAGGACACGGAGUAUCAGCACUGCUUUUAUAAAGGACAUGUGAACGCUGGGCAGGAGCAUACCGCAGUAAUCAACCUCUGCUCCGGUUUGCUUGGCACUUUCAGGUCACCAGAAGGAGAGUUUUUUGUGGAACCCCUUCAUAGCUACAAUGGUAAACAUUAUGAAGAAGAACACAUCAAACCUCAUGUCGUGUACAGAAAAGAUGCCUCAAAAAAGACAGUAGAUGACUCAACUACAUGUGAAACUUCAGGACAUAAAGAGCCACACCGCAGACACAGGAACAGACUGAAGAGAAAGUUGCCCUCAAGCAUGUUGUCCGACCUGGAGACUCUUAAUUCCAGACUCUUCUCUGCCCCCUUCCCCUCCUCAGAAAACAAGCACAACUCCGCUAAUGAAAGCAGUGACUCCAAGCCGCACCGGAGAUCAAAGCGUUUCCUCUCCUACCCCCGUUUUGUUGAAGUCAUGGUUGUGGCAGACAGCAAGAUGGUGGAACAUCAUGGAAGCAACCUCCAGCACUACAUUCUUACACUGAUGUCCAUCGUUUCCUCCAUCUAUAAGGAUCCCAGCAUUGGAAACCUGAUUAACAUUGUUAUUGUGAAGUUGGUCAUCAUAAAGAAUGAGCUGGAUGGUCCAACUAUCUCUUUCAAUGCACAAGCUAGUUUGAAAAACUUCUGCAUAUGGCAGCAGAGUCAGAACCACCCAGAUGACAAUCAUCACUCGCAUCACGACACCGCCAUCCUAAUCACAAGGCAGGACAUCUGUCGUGCUCGGGACAAGUGUGACACUUUAGGUCUUGCUGAGCUGGGUACAGUUUGUGAUCCCUACAGAAGUUGCAGUAUUAAUGAGGAUAAUGGACUCAGUACUGCUUUCACCAUCGCUCAUGAGCUUGGCCAUGUGUUCAACAUGCCUCACGAUGACAGUAACAAAUGCAAGGAGGAUGGAGUCAAGAACCAGCAACAUGUGAUGGCCCCUACGCUCAACUAUUACACCAAUCCUUGGAUGUGGUCUAAAUGUAGUCGGAAAUACAUCACAGAGUUCCUCGACACAGGGUAUGGUGAGUGUUUGCUCAAUGAGCCAGUUUCUAGGCCAUACAGUUUGUCCCAGCAGCUGCCUGGACAGAUAUACAGCGUCAAUAAACAAUGUGAGCUGAUAUUUGGGCCUGGGACACAGGUGUGCCCAUAUAUGACACAGUGCCGAAGGUUGUGGUGCACCAGUCCAGAAGGAGUCCAGCGUGGCUGCCGGACCCAACACAUGCCAUGGGCAGAUGGGACAGAAUGUUCUCCUGGAAAGCAUAGCAAGGAACAGUGUGCCAGCUUUGAUGGGCGGCACUUCAACAUCAAUGGUCUACCUCCAAAUGUCCGCUGGGUGCCAAAGUAUAGCGGAAUUCUGAUGAAGGUUCCCUGUAAGCUAUUCUGUCGUGUGGCGGGCAGUACAGCUUACUACCAACUCAGGGACAGAGUUAUUGAUGGCACGCAGUGUGGGCCUGAUACCAAUGACAUCUGUGUGCAGGGCCUGUGCAGGCAAGCAGGAUGUGACCACGUGUUAAACUCCAAGGCCAGGAGAGAUAAGUGUGGAGUAUGUGGUGGGGAUAACUCAUCUUGCAAGACUGUGGCAGGAACGUUCAACAUAGUGCAUUAUGGUUACAAUGUUGUGGUGCGAAUUCCCAGUGGUGCUACAAACAUAGAUGUGAGACAACACAGCUACUCAGGGAAACCAGAGGACGAUAACUACCUCGCCUUGUCCAACAGCCGUGGAGAAUAUUUACUCAAUGGUGAUUUUGUGGUCAGUAUGUUUAAAAGGGAAGUCAGAGUAGGGAAUGCUGUUAUUGAAUACAGCGGCUCUGACCAUGUUGUUGAGAGAAUCAACUGCACUGACCGCAUUGAAGAGGAGAUUAUUAUCCAGGUGCUAUCCGUAGGUAACCUCUAUAACCCUGACGUCAGGUAUUCCUACAACAUUCCCAUAGAGGACAAACCUCAGCAGUUUCUCUGGGAUGCGUACGGCCCGUGGCAGGAUUGCAGUCUGUUGUGCCAAGGAGAGCGCAAGAGGAAGAUCUUGUGCAGUCGUGAGUCGGAUCGAGUAGUGGUGUCUGAUCAGCGGUGCCAUGGCUCUCCCAAACCAGCUGUGAUCUCUGAGCCAUGCAACACAGACUGUGAACUCAGGUGGCAGGUUGUUCGCAAAAGCGAAUGUACAGCCACUUGUGGUCUGGGCUUCAGGACUUUGUACAUUUACUGCAUCAAACAGAGCAGGUUGGAUGGGAAAACCCAGAAGGUUGACGACCGAUUUUGCAGCAACCAGCACAAGCCUGAAGACAAGGAGGUGUGCCAUGGAGACUGCAACCCUGGUGGAUGGGAGUACUCUUCCUGGUCUGAGUGCUCCAGGAGCUGUGGAGGAGGAACACGUCGUAGGAGUGUAGUAUGUGGAAUGUCAGCAGAAACUGAUGACGAAACCAAGUGCAACCCACAAGAAAAGCUCACAGUCCAACCUUGUAAUGAGUUCCUGUGUCCUCAGUGGAAAACUGGAGACUGGUCUGAGUGUUUAGUGACAUGUGGCAAGGGCUAUAAGCACCGCCAGACUUGGUGUCAGUUUGGAGAGGAGCGUUUGGAUGACCGCUUCUGUGAUUCCUCCAAACCAGAGUCAGUACAGGCCUGCCAACAGCAAGAAUGUGCCUCCUGGCAGGUGGGACCUUGGGGACAGUGUACCACCACAUGUGGCCCGGGCUAUCAGAUGAGAGCUGUGAAGUGUGUGGUUGGCUCAUACGGCUCUGUCAUGGAUGACUCUCAAUGUAAUGCAGCAACACGUCCAACAGACACUCAGGACUGUGAACUCUCGCAGUGUCCUGUUACUCAUCCUGUUGCCCCAGAGACCAAAGUGAUGUCACAUCCUGGUCAUAAAACACAGUGGCGCUUUGGAUCUUGGACACAGUGCAGUGCCACCUGUGGAAAGGGCACCCGGAUGCGCUAUGUAAGCUGCCGUGACCAGCAGGGUGGAGUAGCAGAGGAAUCAGCCUGCUCCCAUCUUCCAAAACCUCCUGCUAGUGAGGUUUGCUCCAUAGUGGCGUGCGGACAGUGGAAGGUCCUGGAAUGGACUCCGUGCUCCGUAUCCUGUGGUCAGGGUAAGACUACACGGCAAGUAGUGUGCAUGAACAUCAGUGAUCAAGUUGUGGAAAUGAGUGAGUGUGACCCAGAUGAUCAACCAUCAACAGAGCAGGAGUGUGCCAUGCCCCAGUGUCCGUCUCGCUCCAGCGAUCACGGGGGCUUUUCACCUAACACUGAUUCUCGGAAAAAAACAGUUCCCGCCGGACGAACUGACCGUAACAGAGCUGGCAGACCCCAGUCACAUCAAUGGAGGACUGGACCAUGGGGGGCGUGUUCAAGUACCUGUGCCGGAGGAUUCCAGAGGCGUGUGGUGGUGUGUCAGGAUGAGAACGGCUACCCUGCCAACAGCUGUGAUGAAAGCACUCAACCCAUAGAGCAACGCUCCUGUGAGUCCGGCCCCUGCCCUCAGUGGUUCUAUGGCAGCUGGGGUGAGUGUUCAAAAUCCUGCGGAGGAGGGAUAAAGACCCGGUUGGUCGCUUGUCAGCGGCCCAACGGGGAGCACUUUAACGAUCUGAACUGUGAAAUUCUUGACAAACCACCCGACCGAGAACAGUGCAAUACUCAGUCCUGCUCUAUUAACCCUCACUGGAGCACAGACCAAUGGAGCUCGGUACGCUCGUUGCUCCUGUGGGAGAGGAUACAAGUACCGCAGUGUGACUUGUGUCAGUCACUCGGGCCAGCCAAUCCCAGAAGAGAACUGCCUACACCUGCCCCUCCCACAAAAGCAAAGGCGUUGCAGAGGUGGGAGGUGCCCCAAGUGGAAGAUGGGAAGCUGGGGAGAGACUGCCUCGGCACCCCUCCUGAGGACAUCUUGCCCUGCUUUCGGCUGCCUUGUUCUGCCCCACACGCUUGGAGAGUGGGUAUAUGGGGACCUUGCUCUGCAACAUGUGGAAGUGGUUGGACAGAGAGACAAGUCCAGUGUAUAUCAGCAGAGGGUGAGGUUUCUGAAAAAUGUCCCUCCUCCUCCAAACCUGAGGAACGGAAAUCCUGCAUCAGUCCUUCUUGCCACUUCCCCACUAACUGUAGAGAUGUACAGCUCCAGAAAGAUGUCGUCUCUGAUGGUGAACAGACGUUGAAAAUUGAUGGAAAAAUGUUAAAAAUCUACUGUUCGGAGAUGAACACUGACAGUCCUAAGGAGUAUAUCACGCUGAUCACCGGAGAAGAAGAGAACUUCUCUGAGGUCUUCGGAUACAGGCUGAUGGACCCCACACAGUGCCCAUUCAACCUAAGCAGGAGAGAAGAUUGCCAGUGUAGAAGAGACUACACAGCUGCUGGUCUUUCUACCUUCACAAGAGUUAGAAUGGACCUCAGCACAAUGACCAUUAUAACCACAGACUGGAAAUUUGCCUUUAUCCAUGAAGGGCAUAGGGUUCCUUUUGCCAUGGCAGGAGAUUGCUAUAGUGCUGCUCGCUGCCCACAGGGCCGGUUCAGGAUCAACCUCUCAGGAACAGGAUUUAAGGUGACAGAAAGCACUAGGUGGAUUUCCCAAGGGAACUACGCCACAGCUGACAUUCACAGGUCUCAGGAUGGCAGUAGAGUUUCUGGGAUAUGUGGUGGUUAUUGUGGAAAAUGCACUCCCUCUUCCAGCCCUGGACUUCCUGUUGAAGUUUCAUGAGGGCAGGUGUACAAACCAGCAGGAAAGUGUAUGACCUGUUUCUAAAUACUUAUUUCUACUGUCAGACUUAAUUUAUUUUAAAGGGAAAUCUAAAUUCUAUGUGUAUGA